Messenger RNA from Eptesicus fuscus (big brown bat), 3693 nucleotides. RefSeq names its product glutamate metabotropic receptor 5 (gene GRM5). Gene Ontology annotation, cellular component: postsynaptic density membrane. Gene Ontology annotation, biological process: G protein-coupled glutamate receptor signaling pathway; trans-synaptic signaling by endocannabinoid, modulating synaptic transmission; regulation of synaptic transmission, glutamatergic. Bases 1 to 3693 code for a protein of 1230 amino acids. The transcript is spliced from 9 exons. The record is from RefSeq and is a predicted model, not a curated record. Gene Ontology annotation, molecular function: adenylate cyclase inhibiting G protein-coupled glutamate receptor activity; G protein-coupled receptor activity involved in regulation of postsynaptic membrane potential. Lineage: Eukaryota; Metazoa; Chordata; Mammalia; Chiroptera; Vespertilionidae.
AUGGUCCUUCUGUUGAUCUUGUCAGUGCUGCUUUUGAAAGAAGAUGUCCGUGGGAGUGCACAGUCUAGCGAGAGGAGGGUGGUGGCUCACAUGCCGGGUGACAUCAUUAUUGGAGCUCUGUUUUCUGUCCACCACCAGCCCACCGUGGACAAAGUUCACGAGAGGAAGUGUGGGGCAGUCCGCGAACAGUAUGGCAUUCAGAGAGUGGAAGCCAUGCUGCACACCCUGGAAAGGAUCAACGCAGACCCCACACUCCUGCCCAACAUCACACUGGGCUGUGAGAUAAGGGAUUCCUGCUGGCACUCGGCUGUGGCCCUAGAACAGAGCAUUGAGUUCAUAAGGGACUCCCUCAUUUCUUCGGAAGAAGAAGAAGGGUUGGUGCGCUGUGUGGAUGGCUCUUCCUCCUUCCGCUCCAAGAAGCCCAUAGUAGGGGUCAUUGGGCCUGGCUCCAGUUCUGUGGCCAUUCAGGUCCAGAAUUUGCUCCAGCUUUUCAACAUACCUCAGAUUGCUUACUCGGCAACAAGCAUGGAUCUGAGUGACAAGACUCUGUUCAAGUACUUCAUGAGGGUUGUGCCUUCAGAUGCCCAGCAGGCUCGGGCCAUGGUGGACAUAGUGAAGAGGUACAACUGGACCUAUGUGUCAGCUGUGCACACGGAAGGCAACUACGGAGAAAGUGGGAUGGAAGCUUUCAAAGAUAUGUCAGCCAAGGAAGGAAUCUGCAUUGCUCACUCUUACAAAAUCUACAGCAACGCGGGGGAGCAGAGCUUCGAUAAGCUGCUGAAGAAGCUCAGGAGUCACUUGCCCAAGGCCCGGGUUGUAGCCUGCUUCUGUGAGGGCAUGACCGUGCGAGGACUGUUGAUGGCUAUGAGGCGCCUGGGUCUAGCUGGAGAAUUUCUGCUUCUGGGCAGUGAUGGCUGGGCUGACAGGUAUGAUGUGACUGAUGGAUAUCAGCGAGAAGCUGUUGGCGGAAUCACAAUCAAGCUCCAAUCUCCCGAUGUCAAGUGGUUUGAUGAUUAUUAUCUGCAGCUACGGCCAGAAACAAACCUCCGAAACCCUUGGUUUCAAGAAUUUUGGCAGCAUCGUUUUCAGUGCCGGCUGGAAGGGUUUGCACAGGAGAACAGCAAAUACAACAAGACCUGCAACAGUUCUCUGACUCUGAGAACACAUCACGUUCAAGAUUCCAAAAUGGGAUUUGUGAUCAAUGCGAUCUACUCCAUGGCCUAUGGCCUUCACAAUAUGCAGAUGUCCCUCUGCCCAGGCUACGCGGGCCUCUGUGAUGCAAUGAAGCCCAUCGAUGGACAGAAACUUUUGGACUCCCUGAUGAAAACCAAUUUUACUGGGGUUUCCGGAGAUAUGAUCUUAUUCGAUGAGAAUGGAGACUCUCCAGGAAGGUAUGAAAUAAUGAACUUCAAGGAAAUGGGAAAAGAUUAUUUUGAUUAUAUCAAUGUUGGAAGCUGGGACAAUGGAGAAUUAAAAAUGGAUGAUGAUGAGGUAUGGUCUAAGAAAAACACCAUCAUCAGAUCCGUGUGCAGUGAACCAUGUGAGAAAGGCCAGAUAAAGGUGAUCCGGAAGGGAGAAGUCAGCUGUUGUUGGACCUGUACACCAUGUAAAGAGAAUGAGUAUGUCUCUGAUGAGUACACCUGCAAGGCGUGCCAACUGGGAUCCUGGCCCACCGAUGACCUUACAGGUUGUGAGUUGAUCCCAGUACAGUACCUUCGCUGGGGUGACCCUGAGCCCAUUGCAGCUGUGGUGUUUGCCUGCCUCGGCCUGCUGGCCACCCUGUUUGUCACCGCAGUCUUCAUCAUUUACCGCGACACCCCCGUCGUCAAGUCCUCCAGCAGGGAACUCUGCUACAUCAUCCUUGCUGGCAUCUGCCUGGGCUACUUAUGUACCUUCUGCCUCAUUGCAAAGCCCAAACAGAUUUACUGCUACCUUCAGAGAAUCGGCAUUGGUCUCUCCCCGGCCAUGAGCUACUCAGCCCUGGUAACCAAGACCAACCGUAUUGCGAGGAUCCUGGCUGGCAGCAAGAAGAAGAUCUGUACCAAAAAGCCCCGAUUCAUGAGUGCCUGUGCCCAGCUGGUGAUUGCUUUCAUUCUCAUAUGCAUCCAGCUGGGCAUCAUCGUCGCCCUCUUCAUAAUGGAGCCUCCUGAUAUAAUGCACGACUACCCAAGCAUCCGGGAGGUCUACCUGAUUUGUAAUACCACCAACCUAGGGGUCGUCACUCCUCUCGGAUACAAUGGGUUGCUGAUUUUGAGCUGCACCUUCUACGCUUUCAAGACCAGAAAUGUCCCGGCUAACUUCAACGAGGCCAAGUAUAUCGCCUUCACCAUGUACACCACCUGCAUCAUCUGGCUGGCCUUCGUGCCAAUCUACUUUGGCAGCAACUACAAAAUCAUCACCAUGUGCUUCUCCGUCAGCCUCAGUGCCACCGUGGCGCUCGGCUGCAUGUUUGUGCCGAAGGUGUACAUCAUCCUGGCCAAACCCGAGAGAAACGUGCGCAGCGCCUUCACCACGUCCACCGUGGUCCGCAUGCACGUGGGGGACGGCAAGUCAUCCUCCGCCGCCAGCAGGUCCAGCAGCCUCGUCAACCUGUGGAAGAGGAGAGGCUCCUCGGGGGAAACCCUAAGGUACAAAGACAGGAGACUGGCCCAGCACAAGUCGGAAAUAGAGUGUUUCACCCCCAAAGGGAGUAUGGGGAAUGGUGGGAGAGCAACAAUGAGCAGCUCCAAUGGAAAGUCGGUCACGUGGGCCCAGAACGAGCGAAGCGGCCGGGGGCAGCACCUGUGGCAGCGGCUGUCCAUCCACAUCAACAAGAAGGAGAAUCCCAACCAGACGGCGGUCAUCAAGCCCUUCCCCAAGAGCACGGAGGGCCGCGGCCUCGGGGCGGGCGGCGGGGCCGGCAGCGCGGGCCCCAGCGCGGGGGCCACGGGCGGCGGCGGCGGCGGCGGCGGCGGCGGCGCCAGCUGCACAGCUGCGGGCCCCGGCGGCCCCGAGCCCCCCGACGCCGGCCCCAAGGCGCUGUACGACGUGGCGGAGGCCGAGGAGCAGCUGCCCGCGCCCGCGCGCCCGCGCUCGCCCUCGCCCAUCAGCACGCUGAGCCAGCGCGCGGGCUCGGCCGGCCGCCCCGACGACGAAGCGCCGUCGCUGCCCUCGGAGCCCGCGGCGGCGCGCGGCAGCGCCUCGCAGGGCUCGCUCAUGGAGCAGAUCAGCAGCGUGGUGACCCGCUUCACGGCCAACAUCAGCGAGCUCAACUCCAUGAUGCUGUCCACGGCCGCUCCCGGGCCCGGCGCGGGCGCCCCGCUCUGCUCCUCCUACCUGAUCCCCAAAGAGAUCCAGCUGCCCACGACGGUGACGACCUUCGCCGAAAUCCAGCCUCUGCCCGCCCUCGAGGUCACGGCCGGGGCGCAGCCCGUGGCGGUGGCAGCGGCGGCAGCGGCGGCCCCGCCGGCGGGGGGCGCUGCCCUGGAGACCCCGGCGCCCGGGCCCGAGGCUGCGGCGGCGGCGGCGGCGGGCAAGCCGGACCUGGAGGAGUUGGUGGCCCUCACCCCGCCGUCCCCCUUCAGAGACUCGGUGGACUCGGGGAGCACCACCCCCAACUCGCCAGUGUCCGAAUCUGCCCUGUGUAUUCCAUCGUCUCCCAAAUAUGACACACUGAUCAUCAGAGAUUACACGCAGAGCUCCUCAUCCUUGUGA